AUGGAAGUAUUCCAGGAACUCCGUAAGCCCUCAGCACGUUUGGAGUGUGACCACUGCAGUUUCCGAGGCACAGAUUAUGAAAAUGUGCAAAUCCACAUGGGCACCAUCCAUCCAGAAUUUUGUGAUGAAAUGGAUGCUGGUGGGUUAGGUAAAAUGAUAUUUUACCAGAAAAGUGCAAAGCUAUUCCACUGCCAUAAAUGCUUCUUCACCAGCAAGAUGUACUCUAAUGUGUACUAUCACAUCACAUCCAAACACGCAGGCCCAGAGAAGUGGAAUGAGAAACCAAAAACUCAGCUAAGCAAAGAAGCAGAUCCUGGGAAGAGCCCUCCUCUUCCUGAACACCAGAAAAUACCCUCUAAUUCAGCAGAACUCCCAAAACCCAUACCUGCCCUUUCCAUAGAAACACAGAAACUUGGCCCAGUUUUGUCUCCAGAAUCCCCAAAACCUGCUCCUCUCACUUCCCUGGAGCCUCAGAAGCCUGGCCCUGUUGUUUCUCCUGAGCCACAGAUACCUUCUCUUCCUUCUCCUGAGCCUGCAAAAUCUGCCUCUCUUUCUUCUCCUGAACUUCCGAAGUCAGUCCCUGUUAUUUCUGAAUCUCAGAAACCAAUCCCUAUUCCUUCUCCAGAACCACAGAAACUUACUCCUUUAUCUCCUGAGCCAGUAAAGGCCACUCUUCCUAAUCCCAAACCCCAGAAACACUCCCAUUUCCCAGAAACAUUGGGGCCACCUUCAGCCUCUUCUCCAGAGUCACCAGUUUUAGCUGCUUCCCCUGAACCUUGGGGUCCUUCCCCAACUGCAUCUCCAGAGUCUCGGAAGCCAGCCCGGACUGUCUCCCCUGAGCCAAGGAAGCCAUCCCCAUCGGAAUCUCCUGAGCCUUGGAAGCCAUUCCCUGCUGCCUCCCCAGAGCCCAGGAGACCAGCCCCAGCUGUGUCACCAGGUUCUUGGAAGCCAGGGCCACCUGGGUCCCCAAGGUCUUGGAAAUCCAGUCCUUCAGCAUCAUCAGGACCUUGGAAGCCAGCUAAACCUGCUCCAGCUGUGUCUCCUGGUCCUUGGAAGCCAAUUCCUUCUGUUUCACCUGGACCAUGGAAACCAGCUCCCUCUGUGUCCCCCGCAUCUUGGAAGUCUUCAUCAGUCUCACCUGGUUCCUGGAAGUCUCCCCCUGCAUCUCCUGAGUCGUGGAAGUCUGGCCCACCAGAACUCCGAAAGACAACUCCCACCUUGUCACCUGAACAUUGGAAGACCAUUCCCUCAGUGUCCCCUGAGCUUCGUAAAGCAGGACCUCCCUUAUCUCCUGAGCUUCGUAAACCAGGCCCACCAUUGUCCCCAGAGAUCCGCAGUCCAGCGGGAUCUCCAGAGCUCAGAAAACCUUCAGGGUCUCCAGAGCUUUGGAAGCUAUCUCCGGAUCAGCGGAAAACUUCUCCUGCUUCACUUGAUUUUCCUGAGUCCCAGAAAAGUUCCCGUGGUGGUUCCCCUGAUCUCUGGAAGUCUUCCUUUUUUAUUGAGCCUCAGAAACCUAUCUUCUCUGAGACCCGGAAACCUGGACCAUCUGAGUCCCCCAAAGCCACCUCUGAUGUCUGGAAGCCUGUUCUCUCUCUUGAUGCUGAACCUAGAAAACCUGCCCUGUUUUCUGAGCCCACCAAAACAGCCCCUCCUGCUUCUCCUGAACCAAGAAAACGUGCUCUUUUUCCAGAGCCCCGGAAACAUGCCCUUUUCUCGGAACUUCCCAAGUCUGCUAUCUUCUCAGAAUCCCAGAAGGCAGUUGAGCUUGGUGAUGACCUACAGACGGAUGCCAUAGAUGAUCAAAAGUGUGAUAUUUUGGUUCAGGAAGACCUACUAGCUACACCUAAGAAACUCUUAGAAGACACUUUAUUUCCUUCCUCAAAGAAGCUCAAGAAAGACAACCAAGAGAACUCAGAUGCUGAGCUUAGUAGCAGUGAGUAUAUAAAAGCAGAUUUAGAUGUGAUAGACAGCAAGGGCCAAGAAUCAAGCAGCGAUCAAGAGCAGGUUGAUGUGGAAUCUAUUGAUUUUAGUAAAGAGAACAAAAUGGACAUGACCAGUCCAGAGCAGUCCAAAAACGUAUUACAAUUUACUGAAGAAAAAGAGGCUUUUAUCUCUGAAGAAGAGAUUGCAAAAUAUAUGAAGCGUGGAAAAGGAAAGUAUUAUUGCAAAAUUUGUUGCUGUCGAGCUAUGAAAAAAGGUGCUGUUUUGCAUCAUUUGGUUAAUAAGCAUAAUGUUCACAGCCCUUACAAAUGUACAAUCUGUGGAAAGGCUUUCCUUUUGGAAUCUCUCCUUAAAAAUCAUGUAGCAGCCCAUGGGCAAAGUUUACUUAAAUGUCCACGUUGUAAUUUUGAAUCAAAUUUCCCAAGAGGCUUUAAGAAACAUUUAACUCAUUGUCAAAGCCGGCAUAAUGAAGAGGCAAAUAAAAAGCUAAUGGAAGCUCUUGAACAGCCACUGGAGGAGCAGCAAAUCUGA
Molecule: messenger RNA, 2472 nt
Organism: Puma concolor (puma)
Lineage: Eukaryota; Metazoa; Chordata; Mammalia; Carnivora; Felidae
Gene: CHAMP1
Product: chromosome alignment maintaining phosphoprotein 1
Biological process (GO): sister chromatid biorientation; protein localization to kinetochore; attachment of mitotic spindle microtubules to kinetochore
Cellular component (GO): nucleoplasm; spindle
Source: RefSeq, a predicted model, not a curated record